AUGUCUCCGCUACCGACUCGCAUAUUAGCUGGAGUCACCAUUCCAGAUACACCACUCAUUACCAAUGCUCUCGAAUACACCAGAGCACACUCUACCGAUUUUGCCUUUAAUCAUGUCCAACGAUCCAUGCUCUUUGGUUUCAUCAUGGCAUCUAAAAUUCCUAGCCUUGCCGAUCGCGAUAUCGAGGUUCAUGCCAUUGGAGCCCUGAUGCAUGAUAUUGGAUGGGAUCCAACUGGUGAAUUGGUCUCGAAAGAUAAACGAUUUGAGGUUGAUGGUGCUGAUGCUGCGAGGAACUUUUUGCAAAGGGAAGCACCGGAUUGGGAUAAGCAUAGAUUGCAGCUAGUCUGGGACGCAAUCGCCCUCCACACAACAGGCACUAUCGUAUUCCACAAAGAACCCGAAGUUCAAGCCGUAGCCUACGGGAUCUGGGCCGAUUUCCAGGGACCGGACCGUAUACAGAAUAACCUCUUGACAUGGGACGAAUACAACACCGUGGUAGCCGAGCUCCCUCGCCUCAACCUUAUGAAAGGUCUGAAGGGUCUGAUGUGUCAUUUUUGCGAGACUAAACCUGCUACUACGCUUGAUAACACGGUGGGUGAGUGGGGUGAUAAGUUUGUGGAGGGUUACGAUAGGAAGGGGAAGUUGACUUGUGACCUGUUGCUCACUUGCGAUUUGGAUGGGAAGACGUUGUUGGAAGAUCCUUACUGA
Mollisia scopiformis is the source of this 708-nucleotide messenger RNA. RefSeq lists its product as uncharacterized. The coding region runs from base 1 to 708 and encodes 235 amino acids. The record is from RefSeq and is a predicted model, not a curated record. NCBI's taxonomy places the organism in Eukaryota, Fungi, Ascomycota, Leotiomycetes, Helotiales, Mollisiaceae. The transcript is spliced from 2 exons.